This is a messenger RNA of Synchiropus splendidus (mandarinfish), 1133 nucleotides long. It is a transcript of the gene ctsk, whose product is annotated as cathepsin K. Gene Ontology annotation, biological process: immune response. Gene Ontology annotation, cellular component: lysosome. The record is from RefSeq and is a predicted model, not a curated record. Gene Ontology annotation, molecular function: cysteine-type endopeptidase activity. The transcript has 8 exons. Lineage: Eukaryota; Metazoa; Chordata; Actinopteri; Syngnathiformes; Callionymidae. The coding region runs from base 109 to 1092 and encodes 327 amino acids.
GUCUGCGACAGACUGGCUGCACACAACAGAGUCCCGCCAGCGCUUUGCUGUUUCACCAGAGUCGAGAUCUUAAAGUGCUUUCCAGGGCUCCCUCACAUCUUCUGCAGGAUGCUGUUUUGGGGUUUCCUCCUCCUCAGUGUGGCAGCAGCUCACGGUAGUCACUUGAAUCUGGACUCUCUCUGGGAUCAAUGGAAGUCAAAACACAGGAAGCAAUACAGAGGUUUGGAAAGCGAGGGGCUCCGGCGCUCCAUUUGGGAGAAAAACCUACAGAUGAUCGAGGCCCACAACCAGGCAGCAGACUUGGGUCUGCACUCCUACCAUCUGGGCAUGAAUCACCUGGGAGAUAUGACGUCUGAGGAAGUUCUGGAGAAGCUGACGGGACUUGAGCCGCCACCGAGGCGAAGCAGCAACAACACGCUUGCCUUUGAAGGUCUGACCCGGAUCCCUAAAUCUCUGGACUAUCGCAAGAAAGGUCUGGUGACAGCGGUGAAAGAUCAGGGCUCCUGCGGAUCCUGCUGGGCCUUCAGCUCCGCUGGUGCCCUGGAGGGCCAGCUGGCCAAGACCACAGGCCAGCUGAGGAACCUGAGUCCUCAGAACCUGGUGGACUGUGUAACAGAGAACAGUGGCUGUGGUGGCGGUUACAUGACCAAGGCUUUCGCUUACGUGCGUGACAACCAGGGGAUUGACUCGGAGGAGGCGUACCCUUACGUGGGGCAGGAGCAGUCGUGUCUGUUCAGCACCUCAGGCGUAGCUGCGGACUGUAAGGGCUUCCGCGAGGUUCCGCUAGGGGAUGAGCACGCGUUGGCGGUGGCCCUUUACAAAGCGGGUCCAGUGUCAAUUGGUAUCGAUGCUUCACAGAGCAGCUUCCAGUUCUACCAGCGAGGUAUUUACUAUGACGCCAACUGCAACAAGGAGGACAUCAACCACGCCAUGCUAGCUGUGGGCUACGGGGUCACCUCCAAGGGCCGCAAGUUCUGGAUCAUCAAAAACAGCUGGAGUGAACAGUGGGGCGAGCAGGGCUACAUCCUGAUGGCCCGUAACCGCGGAAACCUGUGUGGCAUUGCCAACCUGGCCAGCUACCCCGUCAUGUGAUCAAAACACAAAGUUUUUGUGAAAUAAAGACUUUGAAAUCA